AUGAGCGGUUUCCCACCCAUAGGGACUCCCCAACUAGCCUUGGACAUCUCACGAGUGAACGUGGUGGAUUUUUGCGGCCAGACUAUUCGUGGAGACGGCAUGAUUGUCAACUCACAUCAGGAGUCUAAGAAGUACUACUUUGUUACCAUGGGGACAGACUGCCACCUCACUAUGCAGGCGACGUCUCCUAAGGACAAGGUUCAGUUCCAUUUCCGCUUCUUCCUGGUCUACAGCUUACUGCGGGUGGCACCGCUAAGUCCCACCCCUCUCUUCCCCGAGUCCCCUCGUGGCUCUGCCUCUCUCAACCCUCGACUGGAGCCAAUACCAGCCGAGGGGCAAGGGGACCCAUGCCAUGCUGGUUCUUACAUCCAGUUCUAUGAUGGGCAGAGCAGGAGCUCGCCACCUAUCGGCCCACCGCUGUGUGGGAAGAGCCCACCCCGUCCGGUGCUAUCCACAGGCAACUACCUGACCUUACGGCUGGUGACCCGAGGAACUCAACCUAGAGUGGACUUUGUAGGAGACUUCACCUCCUUCAGGCUGGAACCCUAUUUCACAUGUCGCAAUGGCAAGUGUAUCCCACUGAGUCUGGUGUGUGAUGACAAGGGCAUUGACAACUGUGGGGAUGGAAGUGACUUGGAGGAGAAUCUGACCACAGGGUGUAAAGACAUCCCAAACCCCAUAUCCUUGCUGGCUCUGUAUAUCAUCCUGGGCAUCGUGGCCGGUGCCGUGGUCCUCUGCUGGUGCUGCUGGUCACCUGGUUGGUUCCUGUGGCGCAUCAGCAUCUGCCGCUUUUUGCCCUGUUGCAACUCGGCCUGUGCCUCCUGCCAGCUCUGCGGCCGGAGCUGUGUCCACAGCAAGGAGCACCGACCAGCUAAAGUCGCUCCGCAUACACCAGUCAAUGGGGCCCCGGUCAAUGGGGUGGUAACAACAACUGCUAACACAAAUGCUAGUGACACCGCUGCGGUUGUUUAG
This is a messenger RNA of Lampris incognitus (smalleye Pacific opah), 972 nucleotides long. RefSeq names its product low density lipoprotein receptor class A domain containing 2 (gene ldlrad2). Gene Ontology annotation, molecular function: protein binding. Lineage: Eukaryota; Metazoa; Chordata; Actinopteri; Lampriformes; Lampridae. The record is from RefSeq and is a predicted model, not a curated record. The coding region runs from base 1 to 972 and encodes 323 amino acids. The transcript is spliced from 4 exons.